AGGGGACAGGGUCUCUUUAGUCCCUAAGCGGGACACAGUUCGGUGGACUUAAGGGGCCAGCAGGAACUUUAAGGGACAGGGUGUGAGGAGGACAGGCCGGUGUUGUGACGAACAGUGUGUCCACAGAACAUUGAGCCCGGUCUCUGUUGUAAACAGACCACAGUAUCAAGACCUCACAAUGACACAGUGAGGUCUUUAUGGAGCUGUAACGCUCCAUAAUAUGAACAUGAACGCAUCAUGAACCCAGAGUACCACCGGACCACUUUAACGUUAGCUAGUGACAGACAGGGAGAGAGAGAAGGAGAGACACCUGUGAGGAACACGUCUGGUAGCAGCCUGUGUCGUUACACCUGUGAGGAACACGUCUGGUAGCAGCCUGUGUCGUUACACCUGUGAGGAACACGUCUGGUAGCAGCCUGUGUCGUUACACCUGUGAGGAACACGUCUGGUAGCAGCCUGUGUUGUUACACCUGUGAGGAACACGUCUGGUAGCAGCCUGUGUCGUUACACCUGUGAGGAACACGUCUGGUAGCAGCCUGUGUUGUUACACCUGUGAGGAACACGUCUGGUAGCAGCCUGUGUUGUUACACCUGUGAGGAACACGUCUGGUAGCAGCCUGUGUUGUUACACCUGUGAGGAACACGUCUGGUAGCAGCCUGUGUUGUUACACCUGUGAGGAACACGUCUGGUAGCAGCCUGUGUUGUUACACCUGUGAGGAACACGUCUGGUAGCAGCCUGUGUUGUUACACCUGUGAGGAAAACGUCUGGUAGCAGCCUGUGUCGUUACACCUGUGAGGAACACGUCUGGUAGCAGCCUGUGUCUUUACACCUGUGAGGAACACGUCUGGUAGCAGCCUGUGUCUUUACACCUGUGAGGAACAUGUCUGGUAGCAGCCUGUGUCUUUACACCUGUGAGGAACACGUCUGGUAGCAGCCUGUGUCGUUACACCUGUGAGGAACACGUCUGGUAGCAGCCUGUGUCUUUACACCUGUGAGGAACACGUCUGGUAGCAGCCUGUGUUGUUACACCUGUGAGGAACACGUCUGGUAGCAGCCUGUGUUGUUACACCUGUGAGGAACAUGUCUGGUAGCAGCCUGUGUUGUUACACCUGUGAGGAACACGUCUGGUAGCAGCCUGUGUCUUUACACCUGUGAGGAACAUGUCUGGUAGCAGCCUGUGUUGUUACACCUGUGAGGAACACGUCUGGUAGCAGCCUGUGUUGUUACACCUGUGAGGAACACGUCUGGUAGCAGCCUGUGUUGUUACACCUGUGAGGAACACGUCUGGUAGCAGCCUGUGUCGUUACACCUGUGAGGAACACGUCUGGUAGCAGCCUGUGUCGUUACACCUGUGAGGAACACGUCUGGUAGCAGCCUGUGUCUUUACACCUGUGAGGAACACGUCUGGUAGCAGCCUGUGUCUUUACACCUGUGAGGAACACGUCUGGUAGCAGCCUGUGUCUUUACACCUGUGAGGAACACGUCUGGUAGCAGCCUGUGUUGUUACACCUGUGAGGAACACGUCUGGUAGCAGCCUGUGUCGUUACACCUGUGAGGAACACGUCUGGUAGCAGCCUGUGUCUUUACACCUGUGAGGAACACGUCUGGUAGCAGCCUGUGUUGUUACACCUGUGAGGAACACGUCUGGUAGCAGCCUGUGUCGUUACACCUGUGAGGAACACGUCUGGUAGCAGCCUGUGUUGUUACACCUGUGAGGAACACGUCUGGUAGCAGCCUGUGUCGUUACACCUGUGAGGAACACGUCUGGUAGCAGCCUGUGUCGUUACACCUGUGAGGAACACGUCUGGUAGCAGCCUGUGUUGUUACACCUGUGAGGAACACGUCUGGUAGCAGCCUGUGUCGUUACACCUGUGAGGAACACGUCUGGUAGCAGCCUGUGUCUUUACACCUGUGAGGAACACGUCUGGUAGCAGCCUGUGUCGUUACACCUGUGAGGAACACGUCUGGUAGCAGCCUGUGUCUUUACACCUGUGAGGAACACGUCUGGUAGCAGCCCGUGUCGUUACACCUGUGAAGGUGUUGGUUAAAGUUACCGGACCGGCUUGAGUCCCGACAGGACCUUCCAGUUUUGGGGCCCUGAGCCUCUGAUGUCAGUCUGGAAAGGUGAAUGCACACCUGUGCUUUGUUGUGUUUGAAGUGGGGAUGCCCCGCCCACCUGAGAGGCUGACGGGCGAAACAAAACAAACAUGUCCCGUAACCGUCUCUCAGAACUUCCUCUGGACGUUUGUCUCUUCGUGUCUCUGGAGAGUUUGAAUCUUUACCAGAACUGUCUGAGGUCUCUACCGGAGACUCUGCUGAACCUGCAGGCCCUCACCUACCUGAACCUCAGUCGUAAUCAGCUGACUGUCCUCCCGGUGGUGGUCUGCAGUCUUCCUCUGAAGGUCCUCAUUGCCUGCAACAACAAGCUGGUUUCCCUCCCAGAGGAAGUGGGUCAGCUGAGACACCUCACUGAGCUGGACGUGAGCUGUAAUGAGAUCCAGACUCUUCCGUGUCAGGUGGGUCAACUGGAGGCUCUACGAGACCUGAACAUCAGGAGGAACCACCUGGUCCGGCUGCCUCCAGAGCUGGCGGACCUCCCUCUGGUGCGCCUGGACUUCUCCUGUAACAAAGUGACCUGCAUCCCCGUCUGCUACCGGCAGCUCGGCCAGCUGCAGACCAUCGUGCUCGACAACAACCCGCUGCAGACCCCACCUGCUCAGAUAUGUAUCAAAGGGAAGGUCCACAUCUUUAAGUAUCUGAACCUGGAGGCCAGCAAGACGACCCCCGACCUCCCAGACUACGACAAACGACCUCUGACCUUCAGCUCCUGUGUUGAUGAGCUUUACCCCGGCCGUCCAUACGGAGCGCUGGAUUCUGGCUUCAACAGCGUCGACAGCGGAGACAAAAGAUGGUCGGGGAACGAGCCUACAGAGGAGCUGUCAGAGCUGCCGCUCAGAGUGGCCGAGAUUAGCAGAGACCAAAGACACCGAGGAGGAGGAGGAGCUCUGCUGGCUAACGGCACACAUGUGGAGUUGGAGCAGAUGGACUUCAUAGAAAGCUGUGUGGGGGGGGAGGAGGAGGAGGAGAGGAGUCAAGGAGGAGGAGGCAGGGACAGUGUCAGCCUGAGCUCUCAGUUCAUGGCCUACAUCGAGAGACGCAUCACCAGAGAGGGUUCACCUGUGAAAACCAACUCCAGGACAGAAGACACGAGGAGACAGAACAGGAGUGUGGUUGAUGGUGUUACGGCACCCUCUAGUUCCCACAGCCAGAGAGGAGGAGGUGCUGUAGCUCAAGGGGGGGUGGAGAGGAUGAGGAGGGAGGCUCAGCUCGCUGCUUUGCGGUACGACGAGGAGAGACAUAAGAAUCGAUCUCUGCAAAGAGACUCCGUCACCAGCAACACUAAGCAUAAAACAGCUUGGAGUCCAAAGUCCAGUCCAGACAGUGAGAAUGUCUACCCCUCCAGACGCUCCACUCACACAGACGACUCCGCCCUUUUCAUGGGGGAGGACAGAGCGGCUCUGUCUCCAACAGCCAAUCAGUCGCCUUCUUACCCGAGCUCAGGGGGUGUGGCCUCCUGUCGGACAGCCAGCGUGAGACCCGAGAGCUUCCUGUUUCGUCUCGGCCAGAAAGAAGAGAAGAGGAAAGGUGAUGCUGCUCAGACGCAGGACACUCCUGCUGCUCCUCCUCUGGUUGGACAAGAUGCUGAGCUGGUGGAGCAGCUCAGGAAGAACAUCGAGGCUCGUCUGAAGGUGUCGUUGCCGAGCGACCUGGGAGCAGCUCUGACAGACGGGGUGGUCCUCUGUCACCUGGCCAAUCACGUGAGACCUCGGUCUGUCCCCAGCAUCCACGUCCCCUCCCCCGCUGUGCCUAAACUCACGAUGGCCAAAUGUCGACGAAACGUUGAGAACUUCCUUGAUGCGUGUCGCAGGAUCGGCGUUCCACAGACUCAGUUGUGUCUUCCUCUCCACAUCCUGGAGGAGCGAGGGCUCCCCCAGGUGGCCGGUACCGUCGGUGCCCUGCUGGACCUGGCCCCGCCCAGACAUCCCGUCUCCACAACGACGACACCUGGCCCCCCCGCCAGCAUGUAGACACCACCACCGCACGCGCUCAGUCCACUUCCUGUUCCGCUCAGUCCACUUCCUGUCACGCUCAGUCCACUUCAUGUUUCGCGCAGUCCACUUCCUGUCACGCUCAGUCUACUUCCUGUUCCGCUAUGUCCACUUCCUAUUCUGCUCAAUUCGCUUCCUUUUACGCACAAUCCAUUUCCUGUCACGCUCAAUCCACUUCCUGUCAUGCUCAGUCCACUUCAUGUUCCGCUCAGUCCGCUUCCUGUUCCGCUAUGUCCACUUCCUGUCACACUCAGUCCGCUUCCUGUUCCACUACGUCCACUUCCUGUUCCGCUAUGUCCACUUCCUAUUCUGCUCAAUCCGCUUCCUUUUACGCACAGUCCAUUUCCUGUCACGCUCAAUCCACUUCCUGUCACGCUCAGUCCGCUUCCUGUUCCGCUAUGUCCACUUCCUUUUACGCUCAGUCCAUUUCCUGUCACGCUCAAUCCACUUCCUGUCACGCUCAGUCCGCUUCCUGUUCCGCUAUGUCCACUUCCUUUUACGCUCAGUCCAUUUCCUGUCGCGCUCAGUCCACUUCCUUUUACGCUCAGUCCAUUUCCUGUCGCGCUCAGUCCACUUCCUUUUACGCUCAGUCCAUUUCCUGUCACGCUCAGUCCACUUCCUUUUUACGCUCAAUCCAUUUCCUGUCACGCUCAGUCUGCUUCCUGUUAGUUUUAAAGGAUCUGAUGGAGAAACAAGUUCAAAAGCUCACAGUUUAAAAUCACCUGUUGCGGUCUCACCUGGUGCGGUCUCACCUGGUGCGGUCUCACCUGGUGCGGUCUCACGUGCAGGAACCGAACAGGAACUAGAACCCUAAAAUAGUUUGUGAUGUGAUGAACAUUGAAUGUAUCUCGUUACUUUGAGCUUUGAUUUUAUUUAUUUUUAAGAUAUUUACGCUAAUGUAGCUCAAUGCUAAUGUAGCUCAAUGCUAAUGUAGCUCAAUGCUAAUGUAGCUCAAUGCUAAUGUUCCUUUUAAAACAGUUGAGCCUUAAAAUGAAAUGUGUGUUUCUGCUAAUUUCUAAACACAGCAAGUUUAUUAACAUAAAGCCAAUGUAGCUCUCUGCUAAUGAUAGCUAACAUUUUCAGUCUUGUUUCUAACACAGCUAGCUGUAAAUAUAAGGCAAUACUAAUUAGUUAAGGUGGCUCAGUGCUAACGCUAAGGUAGCUCAGUGCUAAUGUUAGCUAAUAUUGUACUGGAGCUAAGCUAGCUCAAUGCUAACAUGUCAGCUGGUUUCUCCGUCAGAUCCAAAUGUAAGAAUUUAGUUUGUUAUUUAACGCUUUGAGUUCUGAUUGGACUUCAGUUUGAGUGACAUCAGGAACUGUGUGAGGACCGUCGUUCACCCUGAACUCUGACUGGCAGGAUGUUUGUUGUUGUCAGGUGGAGGUCUCUCUGUUCACGCCAUUGUUUUUCUUGUUUAAUGUUUCACAGCAGACAGACAGGUGAACCUGUUAGAGGCUCCUUCACCACCUGGUUGAUCCUCCACUUUUAUGACAUCAUCAAUAAACUGUUUCAUUGAUCAUGAUGAUCUGAGGAUCAUAAUUAUUAAUUAGUGUAAAAUAUUGAAGAUAAGAAUAAAACUUUAUUUACAAACUUC
Molecule: messenger RNA, 5702 nt
Organism: Cyclopterus lumpus (lumpfish)
Lineage: Eukaryota; Metazoa; Chordata; Actinopteri; Perciformes; Cyclopteridae
Gene: lrch3
Product: leucine-rich repeats and calponin homology (CH) domain containing 3
Exons: 20
Coding region: 2209-4089 (626 amino acids)
Molecular function (GO): protein binding
Source: RefSeq, a predicted model, not a curated record